AAGCAACUCAAAGGGGCUCGGGAUAGCAAAAUGGUAAGGAGGGGGACCUCCUGGAUCAAAUCAGCAUCAGACUGGGCCCCCAGUCCUCCAGUAGGCUCAGUGUCAGCCUGAACAGCUUGCUUGGGCCCUUACCACUAGGGACGCUCUCUAGAGAAUGAACCUGAGCUCCCCUUCUGAACGUUCUCCAACCAUUACCACCUCCCUGCUCAGGGUCAUCCCCACUGCCCACAGCUCCGUGAGUAGGGACUGUUGGGUGCCUGCCCACCUUGUCAGGGCUCCACACGAUCCUAGGCUGCCUGAGCCCUUCUGUUCACACGGACCCCAGCAGUACCAAACCACGCCCACUCGCUCCGGGCCGGGGCCAUCAGGCGCCCAUCACGUGCACUCUUUGCCGUUGCUGGGGCCGCAGCAGCGCCACCCAACCGAGCUCGGUUGUCCUGGAGAGGGACUCGCAGAUCCCGCGGUUUCCGGCCAGUUGGAUCUGUGGUGUGAGGCCCGCCGAGCCCUGUCUCACCUUCCCGCUCACUUGAGGGGUCCAGAACCACCAGUAUGUCAACUGAGCCGAGCGCUCCCGGGACCUCACCUAGGACACCGCGUCCUGGGGCCCAGAAGUCAUCCGGUGCGAUAACCAAGAAGGGGGACCGGGCCGCUAAGGAGAAGCCAGCAACUGCCCUGCCUCCGUUGGGCGAGGAGGAGCCGAAAAAUCCCGAGGAGUACCAGUGCUCUGGGGUCCUGGAGACAGACUUCGCCGAGCUCUGCAUACGGUCAGGCUACACCGACUUUCCCAAAGUUGUCACCCGGCCUCGGCCCAACCAGAACUUUGUCCUUUCCGCCUCCAUGUCAGAAAAACCCACCCAAGACGACCAGCGGCUCUCAGCAUCCUGCAGCCAGAACAGCCUGGAGAGCAAAUACGUGUUCUUCCGGCCCACCAUUCAGGUGGAGGUAGAGCAGGAGGACAGCAAGGCCGUGAAAGAGAUCUACAUCCGAGGUUGGAAACUUGAGGAUCGGAUUCUGGGUAUUUUCUCCAAAUGUCUGCCCUCCCUCAGCCAGCUGCAAGCUAUCAACUUGUGGAAGGUGGGGCUGACGGAUAAGACCCUGACCACCUUCAUCGCCCUUCUGCCUCUCUGUUCCUCCACACUCAGGAAGGUGUCUCUGGAGGGGAACCCACUACCGGAGCAGUCCUAUUACAAGCUCAUGGGACUGGACAGCACAUCAGAUAGAAGCAAGCCCAGUACCGCGGGCCCUCUCUCCCCGCCCCAGGAUCUCUCACUUAUCUCUGAGGAACAACAGCAUCGACGACCACGGGGCGCAGCUCCUGGGCCAGGCACUGUCCACACUGAACAACAGCAACCGGACCCUGGUUUCGCUGAACCUGGGAUUCAACCACAUCGGGGACGAGGGAGCGGGCUACAUUGCAGAUGGCCCUCCGUUCUCCAGGGCCUGAGACUGAAUCGCUCUCUUCUCUGGUUGUCCCUGGCGCACAACCGUAUUCAAGACAAGGGCGCACUGAAGCUGGCUGAGGUUCUGCGCCCCUUCGAGCUGACCCACACGGAGGUGGUGGAGCGGCGGCGCCUGCUCUUGGAGAAAGGAACGCAGGAGCGGUCGUCGCGAUCGCCUUCCUCCUCCCGACAUGGAGACUCCAAAACGGAACGUGAGAAGUCUCAGACAGCGGGCAUCAGCAAUGUUACUUUGGUGGACAAGCCAGAAAAGAUGCAGACAUUAAAAGCACCCAAGGGUCUGGGCAAGAAAAAGGAGAAGUCAGGGGAAGUUGUAAAGAAGGAAGAGAAGUCAGGCCCCGGGCAGUCCCCUACACAAGGAACCCCUAAGAAAGAAGAUGCCACAAAGGCAGGCAAGGGGAAGGUAACCAUCCCCGAGCAGAAGAUGAGCAAGGGGAAAGGGAUGAAGACAGGGAGCAAAGAGAAGCGCAGCAUCCUCCUGGAGUCAGAGCAGCUGGUGGUUGAAGCUACAGAGAUGGUUAACCCUCUCCUGGAGCCCGUGGAGCACCGAGAUGGGAAGGUUUUCAUGCCCGGGAACAAGGUCCUUUUGCACCUCAACCUCCUCCGGAACCGAAUCACAGAGGUGGGGCUGGAAGGCUUCCUCACCGCUGUGCAGUACCAGGUCCAGGUCUCCAAGUCCAGGACUUCUUCGUCCAAGGGCCCCUUGGGGCUGCUGUGGCUGUCCCUGGCGAAAAACUGCUUUGACCCGCAGUGUCCAACAUACACCAUGAUUCAGGAACUGAUGAUGCCAAGGGACCCUGUGAAGGCCAAGGUCAGGGAAGAGGAGGCCGCGGCUACCUAGGCCUCCAUGGGCAGCCCUAUCUCCUUGGGAGAUACCACGGACCAGUAACAUAGUCUGUUGCUGUGCUAUUCUUUGAAAAUCACUCCAGAACUGUUUGGAA
Peromyscus maniculatus bairdii (prairie deer mouse) is the source of this 2398-nucleotide messenger RNA. RefSeq names its product leucine rich repeat containing 71 (gene Lrrc71). Gene Ontology annotation, molecular function: protein binding. NCBI's taxonomy places the organism in Eukaryota, Metazoa, Chordata, Mammalia, Rodentia, Cricetidae. The record is from RefSeq and is a predicted model, not a curated record.